Messenger RNA from Lepisosteus oculatus (spotted gar), 2225 nucleotides. Its product is annotated as translational activator of cytochrome c oxidase 1. The record is from RefSeq and is a predicted model, not a curated record. Gene Ontology annotation, cellular component: mitochondrion. NCBI's taxonomy places the organism in Eukaryota, Metazoa, Chordata, Actinopteri, Semionotiformes, Lepisosteidae.
UUUGGAGGAAACUAGUGGAGGCUGUUUUUCAAUGAAUUGAGAUCAACUGUAAGUUUGUUCUUCUAUUAAAACAUGAAGAAAAAUUAUCCGAUUAGUUUUGUGACGUGUGCUCGACAUUGUUGCUAAACGUCAAAGCCGUGGUGUCAUACAGAUUUUUUUUGUAUUAAUGAUUAACGUGUGAAACAAUAUACCUCCGACCUUCAGUCGAGGAAGAGAGAUGGGGUAACACUACAGUAAGAACUGUUUUUUAAUGAAGGUUUGACGUUGUGUGCUUACAUACAUGUUCGUUACUUCUCAUCUUAAUUUAACAUGCAAAGGAAACGGCUGUAUUUUCUUUGUUUUAUCUGUUUACACUGAUAGUUGCAGUCAAAGGCCUGAUAUAUUUUGAUUCUGAAGGUAACGAGUAUUGAAAACACGUUUUCUCUCCUCUUAUAGUUUGGCCAAGGGAAAUAUUUUGUUCGAUCUCAAUUAUUUAUUAUCUACCAAUAAUAUGCUUUUCUUGUUCCUUCGGUUCAGGGAAACAGCUGGUUCCCCUUGUGUUGCAGUUUGAUCUGUGUCAGUGUACAUGAGCUGCUGGAUUUCUGUACUUACGCCAGUGCUAUUACCUGAGGUUUUUUUUACCUUGUUAAGCCUUACUUAUCUUAGAAAGAUGUGUUUUCUGCUUUAUUUGUGCAGCCUGCGCUAGAACGAGUCUUCAACUCAUUCUCGCGCAGUGAUAUCCUGGCCUGUUUUUCAUGCUGUGUUUGGGUUUUCACAGAGAAAGCUGCCCUCCCCUCUCCCCUCUCCCCAGUGCCAGCAGCAAUGGCAGGGACAGUGCUGAUGUCUCGGUCACUCUGCCUGGGUUAUGGCAGAAAGCUGGCGGCUGGCGCACCGGUGGCCGCGCUGUGCUGCUGUACCGUCCGACAGCCCCGUGCUGUGCUCCCGCUGUGCCUGUCCUGGGCGACCCCACCUGGCCGCUCUGUGCACUGCAGCUCUGUCCGGUUCGCCGGACACAACAAGUGGUCCAAAGUGAAAAACAUCAAGGGACCCAAAGAUGCUGCCAGGAGCCGCAUGUUUAUGAAGUUUGCCUUGAUGAUUAGACUGGCUGUCAGAGAAGGAGGAGCAAACCCUGACUUCAAUGCCCAGCUGGCCAACAUCAUUGAGCAGUGCAGGAGCAAGAACAUGCCCAAAGCGUCCAUCGAGGCCGCAGUCAAAGGCGCGGACAAGUCCAAGGCCUCUUCGUAUGCGCUUUAUGAAGGCAGGGGGCCUGGCAGCUCCUCCCUGCUUAUUGAAAUCCUGACCGACAACAAUGCACGAUCCCACAGGGAGAUCAAACACAUCCUAGCGAAGAACGGAGGGACAAUGUGUGAUGGGGCGAGGUACAGUUUCCAGCGGAAGGGUGUGGUCACGGCGUCAGGGCAGGACGCGGCGGGUCGAGUCGUGUCCCUGGAGAGGGCGCUGGAGCUGGCCAUAGAGUCCGGAGCAGAAGACGUGAGAGAGACAGAAGAUGAGGAAGAGAAGCCAUUACUGCAGUUCAUCUGCGAUGUGUCCUCGCUGCGCGGUGUGAGACAGGCCCUGGAUUCCCUUGGGCUGCGGACGCUGGCGGCUGGCCCAGAGUUUGUUGCCUGCAGCUUGGCACAGCUGUCCCAGGGAGAGAUGGAAUCUGCCUCCAGGCUCCUCGAGGUGCUCAACGAAUGUCCGGACGUCAUCCGUGUGUGGGACAACAUCCAGGGGGAGGCCUAAGCCUGCUUCUAACCACCUGCCUCCUGUUCUGGCCCUGGGGCAGUAGGGGAAAAGAAAGCAAAGGAGAGUUAACCAUGGUAACCGGCUGACCUUCCUCAGGAAACAUCAUCAGGGGUCAAGCCCAUAUUUAUCAAGGGAUGCCCAUAGUGGAGAUCAGAGGCUUAUCUAACUCAGUCUAGACAGCAAGAGGGGCUGUUGGCUGUUGUGCUGUGAGAAGGACAAUAGUACAAGUUCUAGUGUGAUCAAGAGCAAAUUCCGUGUUGAAGGCCCCCACAUAAGAGCAUAAAAACAAAUUGAGAUCAUUUGGCCCAUCUUGCGUAUUUGUUUACUCUCAUUGAUCAGAAGAAUCUUGUCCAGCCUGUUCUCGAAGGUUCCCGGGGAAUCAUGCCUUCCAUAAUCCAGAACACUGGAUUGCAAAUGUUCUGGAUGACUUUUAGAUUCUGUUCAGAAUUUUUGGAUGUUGUAUUGUACCUGUUUGAAAUUAAAACCAUUAAUUUAUGAAA